This is a messenger RNA of Pieris macdunnoughi, 2976 nucleotides long. NCBI's taxonomy places the organism in Eukaryota, Metazoa, Arthropoda, Insecta, Lepidoptera, Pieridae. The record is from the annotation of a GenBank genome assembly.
AUGGAGCAACAGCUUCGCGAGCAACGCGCUGCCCACCAGCAGAAGAGAGCGCUCGAGUUGUCGCAGGAUAAAUCGAAGGGAACGCCCAACCACAAUUCAGGGAAAAAUACUUUGUCGACACUAUUGACUGCAAACACCCCUACGUCAGGCGGACAGAAGAAUGUUAUAGGAACUAGAAGAAUCAUCAUGACUAAGGGGAGCGACGGGACGACACGCGUCAUCAGUCAGCCCGUUCAAAGUGUGAAAUUGUCCAGCGAAUCACCUAAGCCGAUGACACCCUCCCAGAAAGAGGGCCCCCAAAAAGUUCAAAUCAUACGAGGGCCCGACGGCAAGAUCACCGUCAAGGGUCUCCUGCCGGGGCAACAGUUGGUGCAGAUGGCCGACGGCAAACUGCACGUCGUGAUGGCUGGCCAGCAAGGCGGCACCGGGCAGUUGAUCGCGGCCGCCUCGGGCAAGAUUGACACGGAAAAAUGCAAAAAUUCCAUCGAAAAAACUCCCAAAGUAAAGCCGGAGGAGACGAAACCGGUGCAACGAGUGCUGCAGCCUUCGCAGAGCGUGACCGGUCGGCACCUGGUAGUGCAGCCCGCGCAGCCGGUGGUCGGGCAAGCAUCGCAGCAGGUGAUGGUGCCCUCGCAGCAAGUGGUAGUCCAACCCUCGCAGCAGCUGGUGGUGCAGGCGGGCAACGCGGGCGGCAGGGCGGCCGGCGCCGCCACGCCUCGCAUGCAGGCCGUGAUGAUGCAGGGACAGCUGGUGCAGCGCGCCGCCACCCCUCCUCGCGCACCCCCCCGUCACCCCCAUUCGCCCGCAGACGCCGCGCCCGCGCGCUCAGCAGAUCGUCGUCAACAGCCCCGCCCUGGCCCAACAGCUCGCGACCGGCAAGGGCAGAGCCCCGUGCCGACGCAGGCGGCUUCUCCGGCGGCCCCGGCGGUGCAGACUCUCACGCCGGCCCCCGCCCUCCAGCCCGUCUCGUCGGCGCCCCCCGCCCCUUCCUUGGUGAGGCCCCCGGCUCUGGUUCCCGCCACUUCCAACUCGCCCCAGCAGCUUACGGAAGAUCAGAUCAUGGAAAAGAGGUUGCUCGCCGGACAACCGCCUGGAACUGUGAUAAAGACUGUUACGGCUCAGGUGAUGCAGACGAGCAGCGGUCCCAGUAUCGUCCUACAGGGACUUCACGGGUAUUCCUUAACCCCACAACAGUUGGGAUUAGUGCAACAUCAAGUCAAACAACAAUUACUAAAAGCGCAAGAGUCUACCGGCAAGCAGGGAAUGUUGGGUCCGCGCAAGAUGUACCUGGCGGUGCAGCCCGCGCCCACAGCCCUCCCCGCGCAGCCCAUGCAGACCAUACAGCCCAUUCAGCCCAUCCACUCUCUCACGAUACCCACUCCCGCGCACCAGGAGACAAAUGAGGAAGAUAGAUUAAAGCGAUCUUUAGUAAACGGUGAAGACAAUGUGGCAGUGGCGGCAAGUAGCAAAGAAGCCGUGCCCUCGAAGCCUGAAGAUAUACUGGGAAAUAUUACUAAAACAGAUAUUGUUAACUCUCAAGAUGAGACUCUAAAUAAUAAAUUUAUCCUCACUCCUGACUACAUCCAACAGACAAUCAAAAGUGCCUUAAAGCAGGAGAACUUGAAUCCUGAAAUCGAGGAGAAACUACUGCAACUACAGCGGUACCAAGAGAAGCAGAUGAAGCCUGAGAUUGUGGAGCGCGAAGUGCGGGCCCUUCCACCUCCCGUCAUCUCCCCCUCCCCUUCGCCCCCCGCGCCUGCACCCCGCCGCCGCCCCCCCAUCCGGCACGAAGAUGACGACGAGUGGGUCGAGACGAGCCCGCGGAAGCGAGGUCGAGCGCGUCCACCCUCCCCGAUCCCCAACCUCACUCCUCCCAACCCGACACCGUCGCCCCGCGCCCCUUCGAGACACGUCCCCGUGCUAGCGCAGCCCCUUCACGCUCCCCCGACGCCGGCCCCUCCAACGCCUCCCAGAGCCCUCCCGGGCCCCAACCCCGCACCCCUCUCGGCCGCCGACGAGCGACGACGCACAGCGACGAACAACUCGCGCUUGCAAAUGAUACUGUUCAAACACAAGGAGAUGCUCAAAAAAGAUAUAAUCAAGAAGCGUGGGCUAUUGGAGAAGGAGCUCGGUGUUGAAAUACAGAAGGAGUUAUCCGCUGAAUUGGCUUUACGAACUCGUGCCGAGAGAACUAAACAAGAAGAAGUCCGAGGCAAACGACGAACUACCUCGGUCAGUCGCGAUGCAACUCCGAAAACUAAGAAGUCAGUCAAAAAAGAGAAACUCUUGUGUAUAUGUCGGACUCCAUAUGAUAAUACCAAAUUUUACGUGGGUUGUGAACACUGCAGUAACUGGUUCCACGGCGACUGUGUCGGCGUCACUGAAGAGAUGAGUAAGACUAUGGAGGAGUAUGUGUGCUCCGAGUGCAGAAGGGCUGAAGAGACGCAAGAGCUCUACUGUCUCUGUCGGCAACCCUACGAUAAUUCACAGUUUUACAUAUGCUGUGAUCGAUGUCAGGACUGGUUCCACGGCAGAUGUGUUGGAAUACUCCAGUCUGAAGCAGACAACAUAGACGAAUAUAUUUGUCCGAAUUGUCAGAAAAAUAAUUCCGUCAACUUUGCAAAUAUGAAGGAACUCACCCCCAAAGAUUACGAAAACUUGAAACGACUCAUCAAACAAAUUCACUUGCAUAAGAAUGCGUGGCCUUUCAUGGAGCCGGUCGAUCCUAGGGAAGCCCCGACGUAUUAUAAAAUAAUCAAGGAACCCAUGGAUCUUCAGACGGUGGAAAGGAAAGUGAAUGACCAAACGUAUAGUACUUUGAGUGAAUUUAUUGGUGAUAUGACUAAAAUAUUUGACAAUUGCCGAUAUUUUAAUCCAAAGGAUUCUGAAUUUUAUCGAUGUGCCGAAGGACUAGAAGCAUUUUUUGCACAAAAAAUUAAAUAUUUUCGUGAAAAGUUAUUUGAAACCACACAAUAA